Messenger RNA from Tetranychus urticae (two-spotted spider mite), 1293 nucleotides. RefSeq lists its product as uncharacterized. The record is from RefSeq and is a predicted model, not a curated record. NCBI's taxonomy places the organism in Eukaryota, Metazoa, Arthropoda, Arachnida, Trombidiformes, Tetranychidae.
CUGACUUUAGGCACUAAAGCCCUGAAUAAAUUCCAAUUUUUGAUAACUUGCUUUGGUUUUAAGAAUUGGAAUUGUUAAUAUUGAAUUCAUUUCAUCAGUUCGUUCAAUUGUAAUUAAUGUGAAUGCAUUUUUGUCGUAGUCUUAUCAAACAAAAGUCAGUGACAGUUCUUGGGUACCAUUGUUAUCCUAGAUAUCUGUCAUCGUCAUCAUCAGGAAAACAAAAUUAUUACGAUGUUCUUGGGAUCGAUAAAAAUAGUACCCGAAAAGAAAUUAGAAAAGCUUUUCUUGACAAAAGUAAAGAAUAUCAUCCUGACUCGGUAGCAAGAAGUCAUUUAUCCAGUGUUCAAUUGAAAAAUAAGUUCCAAGAGAUUAAUGAAGCCUACCAAGUUCUCAAUGAUCCCACUGAGCGCCAGGUUUAUGAUGAAAGUAUAAAAUAUCCUAAAGCUGGAUAUUCUCAAAGCAAGUGGGGACACAGUGGUUAUGGAAACUAUUCUGAUUAUCAACAAUAUAGAGCUCACCAAGAGUUUAUGAGAAACCAAGGGCAUUAUUGGGCAAAUUACAAUCGUGCAACAGCUCAAGAUUUUGAAGAUUUGACAUGGAGAAGUUUUUUUCGUUGGAAAAUGGGACAGCCUAUUUCUGUGGCCAACUUUCUAGUAAUGAUUUUCGUCCUUGGGGUAUUCGUAGAGAUUCUGCACACAGUUUAUAUAUUUCGCUAUUUUAAUAGUGUCAAAAAAGAAAGAGAAAGAGUUAUGUAUGGAUCUAAUUGGUUUCAAUCAUCUCAAUUCGAUGAAACACAAGCUGAUCGAGAUUUCAAUAGAUUUAUCCUUACGCCAGAAUUGAAAAAGUCAAAAAAUGAAAAAUCUUCCACCACACCGCUGUAAAUAACUUUCUUGGAUCUAUUAUUUCUCUACAUCUGUGAUCACGCAUUCAAACUAUAGUUAUCUGUAAAAAUCUUCAAAAUUCAACUCAAUGUAUAAAGCGAGAUUAUAAUAUAUUUAUUCAAAGAUGAAUCGACUGGGAGUAAUCAAUUUCCAACAGCAAUUGGUGAUUAACGGACACAUGCAUGCAAUGGAUGAACCUCGUUUGAGGGAUUUAGUUUGAUAAAAAACCAAAAGUCCUAUUAGCUGUAUCCCGUGUAUAGUUUAUUCAUUUACAGAAAAAUGUAAAAAUCUCUAUCUUCUCUUAACCCAAUCAUGUUUAUGCCUUAAAAAUUUUGUUUUAAUUGUAUUUAAAGCUACGAGAAAUUAGAAAAAUUAUCUAUCUGUUUUAUUAAAUCAACAUACAAAACGCUCA